UCUGAUUUGCGGAUGUUGAUUCAUUCAUAUUAACCUAUUAGAUUAUCUGAGGGAGAGUGAUAGUGGGACAGAGACAGAGAGAGAAUGAACGGUGGUGAUGAGGCCGGAGCGUCGGGAGACUUACCUCAGCCUCUUGAUUGGAGAUUCUCUCAGGUGUUUGGUGAACGCAGCGCUGGUGAAGAAGUUCAAGAAGUUGAUAUAAUUUCUGCGAUUGAGUUUGAUAAAUCUGGUGACCAUCUUGCUACUGGGGACCGUGGUGGACGUGUUGUUCUUUUCGAGAGAACAGAUUCCAAAAAUACCAGUGGAGCCAGGAGAGAUCUCGAAGGAACAGACUAUCCUCUGAGGCACCCAGAAUUUCGUUAUAAAACUGAAUUUCAAAGUCAUGAACCUGAGUUUGAUUACCUCAAGAGUUUGGAGAUAGAGGAGAAAAUCAAUAAAAUUAGAUGGUCUCAAACAGCAAAUGGUGCUCUCUUUCUCCUUUCAACAAAUGAUAAAACCAUCAAGUUUUGGAAGGUUCAAGAUAAAAAGAUCAAGAAAAUCUGUGAUAUAAAUACAGAUUCUUCCAAAACUCUAGGAAAUGGAAGUGUGGCAAGCUCAAGUAACUCAAACAGUACAAACGCAUGCCUCACUAAUGGAGGAUUACCUGACAAAGUAAACAAUUCUUUAAGUAAUGACUUCUCAUUGCCGCCAGGAGGCAUCCCGUUGCUUCGAUUACCUGUGGUAACUACUAGUCAUGAGACUAGCCCUGUGGCUAGAUGUCGAAGAGUAUACACUCAUGCCCAUGAUUAUCAUAUCAAUUCAAUCUCAAACAAUAGUGAUGGCGAGACAUUUAUUUCUGCUGACGAUUUGCGAAUAAAUCUUUGGAACCUGGAAAUCAGCAAUCAAAGUUUUAACAUUGUUGAUGUCAAGCCUGCAAAUAUGGAAGAUCUAACUGAGGUUAUAACAUCAGCCGAAUUUCAUCCUACCCAUUGCAAUACGUUAGCCUAUAGCAGUUCGAAAGGCUCAAUUCGCCUGAUUGAUCUGCGACAAUCAGCUUUAUGUGACUCCCAUUCCAAAUUGUUUGAGGACACAGAGACACCAAGUUCUAGAUCAUUUUUUACGGAGAUAAUUGCUUCAAUUUCAGACAUCAAAUUUGCGAAAGAAGGAAGAUAUAUACUUAGCCGUGACUACAUGACGCUUAAGUUAUGGGACAUUAACAUGGACUCAGGUCCAGUAUCAACUUUCCAGGUUCAUGAACACUUAAGACCAAAGCUCUGUGAUUUAUAUGAAAAUGAUUCCAUCUUCGAUAAGUUCGAGUGUUGUCUAAGUGGGGACGGAUUGCGAGUGUCUACAGGUUCUUACAGCAAUCUCUUCCGUGUGUUUGGUGUUUCCCCGGGAAGUACUGAAAGUACAACCUUGGAAGCAAGCAAAAAUCCAAUGAGGAGACAAGUCACAACUCCCUCGAGGCCAUCAAGAUCGCUAAGCAGUAUAACACGCGUGGUUAGAAGAGGAGCAGCAGAGAGUCCCGGAGUCGAUGGGAAUGGUAAUUCUUUUGACCAUACAACCAAAUUGCUGCAUCUCGCAUGGCAUCCAACAGAAAACUCGAUAGCUUGCGCCGCUGCCAACAGUUUGUACAUGUACUAUGCUUAAAGAAAAAAACAAACAUAAUACUCAAAUGGAGAAGGAAGCUUUGGCACUUGUGAAACUGAAGGAUCAGAGAAUGCUUAUAUAACAUCCAUCAUCAGCAUCUUCAUAUCACAGCUAAAAACUAUGCUCUCUUUGUAUCAUCCUUGACGACUUCUUUUUUUAUUCGGGGGAGGAAAUAGCAACGACUGGUAAUGAUUCUCUGUUAGAAGCUUUUACUUGUGUUCUGAUAAAUGUUGGACAAGAAC
This is a messenger RNA of Arabidopsis arenosa, 1871 nucleotides long. The record is from the annotation of a GenBank genome assembly. NCBI's taxonomy places the organism in Eukaryota, Viridiplantae, Streptophyta, Magnoliopsida, Brassicales, Brassicaceae.